This is a messenger RNA of Trichechus manatus latirostris (Florida manatee), 1473 nucleotides long. It is a transcript of the gene CAMK1, whose product is annotated as calcium/calmodulin dependent protein kinase I. Gene Ontology annotation, cellular component: intracellular anatomical structure. The coding region runs from base 361 to 1473 and encodes 370 amino acids. Gene Ontology annotation, molecular function: ATP binding; calcium/calmodulin-dependent protein kinase activity; calmodulin binding. Gene Ontology annotation, biological process: peptidyl-serine phosphorylation. The transcript has 11 exons. The record is from RefSeq and is a predicted model, not a curated record. NCBI's taxonomy places the organism in Eukaryota, Metazoa, Chordata, Mammalia, Sirenia, Trichechidae.
CCGUGCACUUCUACAAGCUCCUCUGGAAUCUUCUCUGCUGUCUUUCCAGAGGUCAGGGUGCCCCUGGAUGUUUGGACUUGGAAAGGGAAAAACUAGAAAGUGAGCUGAAUAAAUGAGUGAAUGAAUGCCUUUGUUGAAUGAAGAAUUUUGCUUCCGCCGUAAAGGAUGUUGAAUGGACAAAUGACUGCUGAACAAAUGAAUGUUUGUUAAAUGACUUGUGGAAUGACUGAAUCAAGGAAUGAAUAAAUGCAUGUUGAAUGACUGAAUGGGGUCCCUGGUAAGUUCCCAGAGAGAAGGCUGAGCCCCCUCCCUCCAUUCUCCUUCCCAGGAGCCCUGGCUGUGGCCAGUGGGCAGUGGGCCAUGCCGGGGGCAGUGGAAGCCCCCAGCUGGAAGCAGGCGGAGGACAUUAGGGACAUUUACGACUUCCGUGAUGUUCUGGGCACGGGUGCCUUCUCAGAGGUAAUCCUGGCAGAAGAUAAGAGGACUCAGAAGCUGGUGGCCAUCAAAUGCAUUGCCAAGAAGGCCCUGGAGGGCAAGGAGGGCAGCAUGGAGAAUGAGAUCGCUGUCUUGCACAAGAUCAAGCACCCCAACAUCGUAGCCCUGGAUGACAUUUAUGAGAGUGGGGGCCACCUCUACCUCAUCAUGCAGCUGGUGUCGGGCGGGGAGCUGUUUGACCGCAUCGUGGAGAAAGGCUUUUACACAGAGCGGGACGCCAGCCGCCUCAUCUUCCAGGUGCUGGAUGCCGUCAAAUACCUGCAUGACCUGGGCAUCGUUCACCGGGAUCUCAAGCCAGAGAAUCUGCUGUACUACAGCCUGGAUGAAGACUCCAAGAUCAUGAUCUCCGACUUUGGCCUCUCCAAGAUGGAAGACCCAGGCAGCGUGCUCUCCACUGCCUGCGGGACCCCAGGAUACGUGGCCCCUGAGGUCCUAGCCCAGAAGCCCUACAGCAAGGCUGUGGAUUGCUGGUCCAUUGGGGUCAUCUCCUACAUCCUGCUCUGCGGUUACCCCCCCUUCUAUGACGAGAAUGAUGCCAAACUCUUUGAACAGAUUUUGAAGGCCGAGUAUGAGUUUGACUCUCCUUACUGGGACGACAUCUCUGAUUCUGCCAAAGAUUUCAUCCGGCACUUGAUGGAGAAGGAUCCAGAGAAGAGGUUCACCUGUGAGCAGGCCUUGCAGCACCCAUGGAUUGCAGGGGAUACAGCUCUAGAUAAGAAUAUCCACCAGUCGGUGAGCGAGCAGAUCAAGAAGAACUUUGCCAAGAGCAAGUGGAAGCAAGCCUUCAAUGCCACAGCUGUGGUGCGGCACAUGAGGAAGCUGCACUUGGGCACCAGCCAGGAGGGGCAGGGACAGAUGGCGAGCCAUGGGGAGCUUCUGGCACCGGCAGUUGGGGGGCCAGCGGCUGGCUGCUGCUGUCGAGACUGCUGUGUGGAGCCUGGUCCAGAACUUUCCCCCACGCUGCCCCACCAGCUCUAG